GAAGAAGAAGAAGUCACCUGUGACGCAUUACUCCCGCGACAUAUUGAAUCCUACCUUCAGGUAAAUAAACAGCUUAUUUAGCUCAAAAAAUGCUCAAAAAGAAAUCCAGCAGCUCUGAAAAGAAAAGAAAACACUCCCAGCCCGAAGAACGACAUGAAAACAGCAAACGAAGAAGCGAGUCCAACAUGGAGGACUCGAAGGAUGAACUCGCAGACCCAGAGCUGGACAGAAUCGGCAGUGACAUUGAGGAGGGGGGUCUGGACCUCAGCCUUCUGUUCCAGCCGAUCACUGCUUAUGUCAGUGACAAGCGGGAGAUGCUGGAUCAGUGUUUCCGGGUUCUCGGAGAGAAGAAGCUACGGAAGAUGCUGCCUGAUGAGCUCAAGGAUUGUACUUUAGAGGAAAUCAAAAAGCUGUGUUGGGAUCAACUGGAGCCGGUCACAGAGAAAACUCUUAUUCAGAUCUUAGCAGGUGAAGAACUAACAUCUACAAACGCUACUGGAAUCAAAGAGGAGACAUUGGAAAGCCAACAAGAUAAUAAUGUGGAUUCUACAUCUUGCCUCAAAGAAACUACAAAAACCGAGGAACCUAAGCAAGAGGCUGGCGUCUCGAGUGAGGAGAGCGACGUCCUGAGCAUCAACGCAGAUACUUAUGACAGCGACAUAGAAGGACCCAAAGAUGACCAGACUGUAAAACUCCAGGACGGGGCGGGAAAAGGCAGCAACAGUAGUGAGGAGCGCGCUGACCCUGUCUCUAAACCUGACCCGACAAAGCCAGAGCCGAAGGCAGGCCCCGAGGCCAAGAAAGACAUUCAAAGUGACAUAGACAGAAGUGUCAGUGAGAUCCUAGCGUUGUCCUCUGCUUCAGGCGUCAAAGAACCGAGUGGAACCCAGCAGCCUUCGGCCAGCACUUCACCUGCUGCAGGCGCUGUCGUUUCAGGUCGCCCCGCGGCGGUGUCUCAACCAUCGAUUCAACAACUAGAACUUCUGGAGCUGGAGAUGAGAGCAAGGGCCAUCAAGGCAUUAAUGAAAGCCAGUGACGGGAAAAAGGCCUGUGCACCAAAAAAUUUGUAGCAUAUUUUGAAAGGAUGCGCUGGAAGGACAUCAGAGGCAAGGUCUGCCUUUUUUCAGCAAAGAUGAUGAUGUUUAUCUGUUGUGUGAUAUUAAAGGUUGUCUCAUUAUCUUGUGCAUGGGCUGGGCGGUCUGGUCCAAAGAUCAUAUGAAGCACAAUCAUGAUCUGAGUCACAAUUUUCUCAGCUCUUAUAAAGGCAGAUGAGUUACAAACCAAAAAUAAAAUGAAAGUUUUCUUUGGUCUUUGUGUGAUGCUGAUGAUAGAGGACUCUUCAUUUGAACAUCACUCCAGACCAACAUUAUUCCAGUAUUUUGUGUAGAUGAAACACUGAAACACUAUUUUCCAGUACUUACAGCUGCUGUGUUUCAUUAUUAUGUCGACUGUAGCCUAAUAUGCCCUGCGGAUGAUUUAUCAAAAACAUUUUUACACUCAAGCAUAACUCAGAAUUCAGAUACCAGAUGGUUCAGACUUUGUGUCAUAACUCCAUGUUGGAAUGAUGUUGCAGAGUGCGUACAUGUUUACUGUUAUAUUAAACCUGCCAACCUAACCUCGUGUUCCCAAAUGCAUUUUCAUCUAUUGUCACUAGAUGGCAGUGUUACCCUACUGUGCUGCACUUGGAGAAUUUUCUCAUCUUUGUAGAAGAGAGAGAUUAGUUAUCUGUUGUUUGAUUGCAGUCCAAACAGACCCAGAAAACAAAUAUUUUUUUCUUUUUAGUAACCAUAUCAUUUGGUAAUGCAGUUACAUUAAAUAUGGGUGACAUGUCAAUGAUAAUAGAAGAUGAAGCUCUGUACAUACAGAGCUUUAUAAGUCAAUGUGUUUGGCAGGAGUAUUGUAGUUUUACCCCUUUUCUUUCUUAUCAGGACCUAGUUGACUUGGAUGCUUUACAAAUAUCUUCUGUUUUCUUGUAAAAAAAAAAAAAAAAUUGAUAAAGGCCUGGAUAAA
Molecule: messenger RNA, 2010 nt
Organism: Sphaeramia orbicularis (orbiculate cardinalfish)
Lineage: Eukaryota; Metazoa; Chordata; Actinopteri; Kurtiformes; Apogonidae
Gene: caap1
Product: caspase activity and apoptosis inhibitor 1
Exons: 6
Coding region: 90-1070 (326 amino acids)
Biological process (GO): regulation of apoptotic process
Source: RefSeq, a predicted model, not a curated record